AUGGCUAUCAGCAUUCGAAGUUUUGAGCUACCUUACCGUUCGUACGAGCUCUACGACGUAGAUUUCUUCGACGACACCAUCAAAACCCUAGUGACCUCCACCCCCUGCAUUGUAGAUACAUGGAUCUCCGACAUGGAGUACCUUCACCGUCACAGGCUCCACAAACUCAUUGUGGGCCUCGAUGUCGAAUGGCGUCCCGGUUCCAACCCACCGGCCACGCUACAACUCUGUAUCGGCCAAAACUGCCUCAUCUUUCAACUCAUCUGGGCACCCGAAAUUCCCCAAUCCCUCUUAGACUUCCUUAGCAACGACGAUUACACGUUUGUGGGUGUUGGAAUCAACCAAGACGUUGAAAAGCUACGGGAUGAGUGUUGUCUGGAGGUGGCGAACACCGUCGAUCUUCGAGGGCUGGCGGCGAGGGAGUUGGGUAGUGACGCGUUUCGCUCUGCUGGGUUGGUGGGGUUGGCGAGAGACGUUCUUGGGAAGAAUUUUGAGAAGCCGAAUUGUGUCACUAUGAGUGAAUGGGACGUCGAUUGGCUUAGCCUUGAUCAGGUAAUGUACGCUUGCGUUGAUGCAUUUGUUUCAUUUCAGAUUGGACGGUGUUUAAAGGCAUGGAACUAG
Messenger RNA from Ilex paraguariensis (yerba mate), 621 nucleotides. The record is from the annotation of a GenBank genome assembly. NCBI's taxonomy places the organism in Eukaryota, Viridiplantae, Streptophyta, Magnoliopsida, Aquifoliales, Aquifoliaceae.